Messenger RNA from Cicer arietinum (chickpea), 769 nucleotides. Its product is annotated as protein DMP9-like. Gene Ontology annotation, biological process: endomembrane system organization. The record is from RefSeq and is a predicted model, not a curated record. Lineage: Eukaryota; Viridiplantae; Streptophyta; Magnoliopsida; Fabales; Fabaceae.
UAAGUAAAUAAUAAAAUAUGGAACAAACACAACAAGAACUUGGAAUCAAAGUAUACAAUGCAACACCACCACCACAAGAGACAACGUCCGUCACACAUCAACCGUCCGAUCAACCGGAACCCGGCAAGAAACGCCGCGCCAUAAUGGCAAAAAGCGUCCAAAAAACACUCUCAAAAACAUCCCUACUCGGAAACUUUCUUCCCACCGGAACACUCAUCACAUUCGAAAUGGUCCUUCCUUCAAUUUAUAGAAACGGACAAUGCACUCACGUUCACAUCAUAAUGAUGCAUUUUCUCUUAAUAAUGUGUGCACUCUCUUGUUUCUUCUUUCAUUUUACCGACAGUUUUCACGGCGCUGACGGUAACGUUUACUACGGUUUUGUUACUCAAAAAGGGUUAUCCGUUUUUAAACCGGGUCUUGCCGUUUUGGUUCCUAAUGAUGAAAAGUAUAAAGUUGGUUUUCAAGAUUUCGUUCAUGCGGUUAUGUCGGUUAUGGUUUUUGUGGCUAUAGCUUUUUCAGAUUAUAGGGUUACUAAUUGUUUGUUUCCUGGACAUGAAAGGGAGAUGGAUCAAGUUAUGGAGAGUUUUCCAUUAAUGGUUGGAAUUAUUUGUAGUGGUUUGUUUCUUAUUUUUCCUACUUCAAGGCAUGGUAUUGGAUGUAUGUCUGCAUGAUUUUAUUUCUAUGUAGUUUUGUUGGUGUACGUGUUGCUUUGUUUAAUUAUCUUGUGUAUUCAUGUUUGUGUAUAUAUGAAAAUAAUAAUUAAUGUGAA